UCUUUGCCGGACCUUUCUUUCCUCUUCCUCCCCUGACUCUGAAUCUGACUCCACCCUGACCACCGACGCAUCAAUCCCGUACACGGUAAUCUCACGCCGUCACGCGCGUUGCUGACCUCCAAAAUUCUCCGGGUUCACCCGAUCUAGAUCCGCCCCUGCCAUCCGUGAUUCAGUUUGAUGCUAUUGUGUGAUUCUUCACCUUCUUCUUCACCCUGAGCGCAACGCUACGCAGAGAUUCACCUUAGCUGAAUUUCAGGGACGAGAUGGACACCUCCCAGUUCGCCAUGAUUGAGGAGCUGGCUUCGCUCAUCAAGGACAACCUCUACAGCAAGCACCUCGUACUCUCCACCGAGGAGGCCCUCGUCACUCUCCUGCAGCACCAUUACCAUGAUGACAACGACGACGACGAACACGACCGCGACACAACUGAUACACACCGUGGGACAGUUGGGAAUACCAUUGAGCUCCAGCCCACCAGCUCUUACAAUCGCCUUCUCUUGCAUCGCCUCGCCGACAUCUAUGGGUUCGCUCAUGAGUCUGUUGGUGAGGGCGAUGACCGGCAUUUAGUUCUCCAACGCUGCCCUGAAACCGCCAUCCCCCCUGUCCUUAUUAGUGAUGUGUUAUGGAACUAUGACGACUGUGAUGGUCCUUCAGCUUCUGUUGUGCUAACUAGAAACGAGACAGCAGAUGUCCAGAGAACUUAUGAGACGGAAGAUGUUCAAGACUCCAUUUCUGUUGAAAGCCUACAUCUGAAAACUGAUACAGACGCCAAACCUUUGCAGCAGUCAGUGCUACUUUCAGCAGUGCCACUCAAGGAGAGGCAAGCUGCUUAUCGAGCUGCCCGUGAGCGAAUCUUCUCUACGAAUGAUGCCAAGGAAAAGAAGGAUUCAUCAGGGCUAAAAUCUAGACAUGUUCCUGCUGUUGCUCAGCGGAUGAUCGCACAUGCACUUGGUAAAAGAGUAGAAGAUUCAAAAGAGAGAGCUGACAUGGUGAAAAACAAAGAGAAGGAACUGAUAAAUGGACGAAAUAUUCAGACAGGUAGAAUGAAUGAGCUGUAUACAGUUAAACCAGUCAGGAGAGAAGAGAAAUAUGGUGGGAAAUAUAUCUCAAGGUCACCCGGUGGGGAUCUGCAUCGAAACCCGUCCACUCAAAGCCGUCAAACAUCAACUGUUAGCGCUGAGACGCUGAAGAAAGAACAGGCUGGAGCUGCUAAAAGGAUGUUUGCACAUGCGUUACGGCUGCCUGGUGUUGAGAUAACCGAUGGUGCAGCAAGGAAACCCAACUAACAGGGCUGGAGAUGAACGAGACACCGAGAAUACACGGGCUGUGGCUAACCUGCCUGCUGUAUCAUGGAGCUAGCGGUAAGUGCUCACGAUGUCAGUCUGCUUCUUUGGAGUGGCAGUUGUCUGCAAAUUGACACUUAAUACCGUAACUCAUCUGGCAACAGGUUUCUCCUCUGUCUAGCCCAAGAUCUGGAACCUGCAAGUACCAUACAAAGUUUGCAUGUUCUUCUGGCGCUUCGCCCAUAGUAGCCUACCUCUCCGAAUGAAUCUUAGUUGUGAUGAGGGGUUAGAGCUUGACACUAUCUGUCCCAUUGGUAACAGAUUAUGCGAAGUUUCUGCUCACAAGCUCCUGAAUUCCAGUUUGAAUAUGCAUAGUCUUGAGUUAUUGGGCAAGUAUUGUAGAGAUUCUGGAACAAGGUGUGAAGGUGAUGUAAUUAAGAGCACAUAGAUAGGCAUCAAUAUAGAGUUAUAGACUACUGCUGAUGAUGCAAAUGCAGGGCGUCAUGCUGGUGUACUGAGGAUCGGGAUGAGGCUGAUUGAGGUGGUGCUGCUCCUCGGUAGUGCUUAGAAAUAGGGUGAUUUUAACUCUUCGGUCUGUAAUAUGGUCAUCCAGAAUCAACCUCGAGUUUGUCUCGUGUGCCUUGAUCUAAGUGUGAUCUUUUCGUCA
Lolium perenne is the source of this 1950-nucleotide messenger RNA. RefSeq lists its product as uncharacterized. NCBI's taxonomy places the organism in Eukaryota, Viridiplantae, Streptophyta, Magnoliopsida, Poales, Poaceae. The record is from RefSeq and is a predicted model, not a curated record. Gene Ontology annotation, molecular function: nucleic acid binding.